This is a messenger RNA of Durio zibethinus, 3984 nucleotides long. Its product is annotated as ubiquitin carboxyl-terminal hydrolase 16-like. The record is from RefSeq and is a predicted model, not a curated record. Gene Ontology annotation, biological process: protein deubiquitination. Gene Ontology annotation, molecular function: cysteine-type deubiquitinase activity. Lineage: Eukaryota; Viridiplantae; Streptophyta; Magnoliopsida; Malvales; Malvaceae. Gene Ontology annotation, cellular component: nucleus; cytosol.
UUCACGCUUCUCGGUGCCAGAAAACAAAGUUCCUUUCCUCAACCAUCAAAUGUCCCUUUCUAAUAACGUAUCGAAAAUUUUAUAAAUAAAAAAAUAAUAUUCAAUAUUUAAAUGCUAAUUUAAUGGCCCUUUGUAAUAGUAUAUUCCUUUUAUGUCUCUCUGUUUUUUUUUUUUUUUAUUCCUAAGAUCUCGAUCUUGAAAAGCAGAAAAAUUUUCGUUGUCCGAAAUCCGCGAGCUGAAGCAAUAUCAACUUUCUUCUCUCACUUCCAAAUCAACGACUACGAUUGCAUGAUCAACGGCCGGAGUUUGUUCCCCUCGCCAGAGCGACCGUCAAGACGACGUCGUUGGAAUCUAUGUGUAGUGGUGAGAUUAGGGGCUAGGGUUUGCCGAUUCCGUUGGAUGCCUAUUGGGUGCAAGAUAAAUGCUUCUUGCCGGGGAUCUAGGGUUCUCGAGCCUGGUCCUUGUGGUCUCCUUUGUUCUUCCUCUGAUCGGCUUUUUCAUUAGGCGGAAAUGGCGGCUCUCUGUAGCCAGGCAAGCGGAGAUCAAGAGGCUUUUGAUUUUGGCCUCGGAGGAGGACGCUAGGGCUGAGCUUGAGGCCUCGCUUGGAUACGGUGCUGUUUCCAUUUCACGGAACUAUUACCAAUGCGCUGUUUGCUAUUGUCCUACUACUACGCGGUGUGCCCGCUGUAAAGCCGUUCGAUAUUGUUCUGCUAAGUGUCAAAUUAUUCACUGGCGGCAAGGUCACAAGGAAGAAUGCCAUCCUUCUGCCACUGCCACAGACCUGAAUCUUGAUGAGGGAAGUGAUUCUGGUCAGAAGGUGAUAGAGCAAGCCCAAUAUGGAGACAGAUAUGAGAUCAAAGAAAAGAAACAUAUGAAGCCAACUGGAACCUCCUCCACAGAACCUGCAUCCUCUAGUUCCACUAGCUCUUCUGUGGUUUUAAAUGCGAAGGAUGAUGAUAUAAAGGUUGAGUUCCAUGCUGAUGGGGAAGGAACGAACUAUGCCUCAGAGUCUUCCAGUGCUUCAUUUUCUGGAUUUUCUUCUUCUGCAGCUGGUAGUGAAUCAUCUGAUGAAGUUUCUGUGUGUGAGAGCAUUAGUUCAAAUGAGCCUGAUAAAUUGGAUAGAUCCGCAUCUGCUGAUGGUAAACUUGACACGUUGUCGACUGCUUCUGGUGUCAACAAUGUGGAUCAAACCAAUCCAUCAUCCCCCAAAUUUGCUAGGUUGGUUGAUUCUGUUGAUAAAGUUUCUAAAUUAAAUAAAUUAAAUCAGAUGAAGCCUGAUCAAAGUGGAAAGAGCCAGUGCAGAGCAACUAAUUCUUCAGGUUUUGGCAUUAGUGGUACAUGUGAGGGCUCAAUUGCCGAGGGUGGUAUGUUAUCUUCUGGUUUCUGGGGCAGAACUCUGGAAUCAGUUGCAUCUACAAUUGAUGCUGACAAUGAGUCUUUUCAGUCUAGUCUGAAAGAAGGCGGUAAAAGUGCCUUACUUGACUCUGGAUCUCCCUUACAUUUUUCAUUUAACUUGUCCAGAAGUGCUUCUUCCGCUCAUCCACUAGGCUCCAAAGUGAAAACUGACAAAUUAGAUGAUGCUUCUCAGGAUGCUUUGGGGCAUACAAAGCUUUCUGAUGGGGUAGCUUUGUCAGAAAAUGUUGUUUUAGAUGCUUCAAAGGUCAACAACUCUCCAUCCUCAAGUUCUGAAUGGCCUAACCAUGUGGAGCAUGGGUCUAGAAAUAUUUCACAUGUCCCAAAACCCAAAGAAGCUAUUAAUACAGAUGUUCCAUCAGUCAGUAGCUUGUCAUCUUCAUGUUCUGAAAAGUCUGGCUCUAGCGUUGUCAUUAAUGGACCUAGCAAUGCUUCUCAUCCAUUAAAAACUUCUGAUGCUUAUUCAUCCCGUGCCAGAGUGCAUGCUGUUCCUAGUGUGAAAUCUGGAAAAAUUGAUGGUUUUCAUGCAAAUGCUGCUACAUUACCUCAGGUUUCAAGUUGUUCUUCUAAUGGUAGGCAUGGAUUAAAAACCUCUAUGUGGAAAGUUGUUGAUCAAUUCAGAGGAUCUAAAUUGCCCAAACACUAUCCAUUUGGGGUUGGUAAUGAGGUUGCUGGAAAAUAUAAUGAUAAGGGACUUUUUCCUUAUGAAUUGUUUGUCAAGCUUUAUAGUUGGAACAAGGUGGAACUGCAACCAUUUGGCCUUGUGAACUGUGGGAACAGCUGUUAUGCCAAUGCUGUCCUCCAAUGCUUGACAUUCACUCCCCCUCUGACUGCUUACUUUCUUCAGGGGCUCCAUUCUAAAACAUGUGCCAAGAAAGAAUGGUGUUUCACCUGUGAGUUCGAAAAUCUAAUUUUGAAGGCUAAGGAUGGAAAAUCUCCGCAUUCCCCUAUAAGAAUACUGUCCCAACUUCAAAAUAUUGGUGGUCAACUUGUUAAUGGGAAAGAGGAAGAUGCACAUGAAUUUUUAAGGUAUGCUAUCGAUGCGAUGCAAUCUGUUUGUCUUACAGAAGCCAGGAUGGAUUCAUCAGGUUGUUCAAAAGAGGAAAUGACUUUAAUAGACCUAACUUUUGGAGGCUACCUUUGGUCAAAGAUAAAGUGCAUGAAGUGUCAAGGCAAGUCUGAACGUCAUGAAAGAAUGAUGGAUCUUACGGUUGAGAUUGAAGGAGACAUAGGAACCCUGGAAGAGGCACUACGGCGGUUUACAGGGACUGAGAUUUUGGAUGGAGAAAAUAAGUACCAAUGUAGCAGAUGCAAAUCAUACGAGAAGGCAAAAAAGAAGUUGACAAUAUUAGAGGCUCCAAAUGUCCUUACAAUUGCUUUGAAGCGAUUUCAGUCUGGUAAAUUCGGAAAGGUUAACAAAGCAAUUCGAUUCCCUGAGAUCUUGAACUUGGCACCAUAUAUGAGUGGGACAAGUGAUAAAUCACCCAUAUACAGGCUCUAUGGGGUGGUGGUCCACUUGGAUAUUAUGAAUGCUGCAUUUUCGGGUCACUACGUGUGCUAUGUUAAAAAUGUUCAAAACAAGUGGUUCAAAAUUGAUGACAGCAUGGUCACUUCCACGGAACUUGAAAGAGUUCUAACAAAAGGGGCAUACAUGCUUCUUUAUGCAAGGUGCUCACCCAGGGUCCCAAGAUUGAUAAGGAGUAGAAAUAAGGCCAUUCCAUUGAGGGUCAAUUCAAAGAAUCAUCCGAAGUCAAGUUCUUCGGCACAUUCUAGUAUGGAUGAAUUCUACCCCAGUUCAAUUCAUCCAGAUAUUCCAGGGAGCAUUGAAUCUUUUUAUUUAAAAUACAAUCAGCUGCAAAGGAUUUUAGAGGACUCGUCAAGUGAUAGUUCUCAUUUUAGCGGCUACUCUGAUGAAGGUUCCAGCUGUACGGAUAGCACACAAGAUUCUACCUGCGCUGAUGAGUUAUUGGAUUCUGUAUUUGGUGAUUCAAUACGUGGUUGGAGCAGCCCCUGGAGGAGUUCUGAUUCCAAUGCUUCUUCAUCUACCUCGUCUUCUCCCCUUUACUCGAGGCAUUCACCCGUUGUUGAUUUAGACCGAUCUGGUUCAGAAUCGCCUGAAAUCUGCACCUCUCAAAUGGAUUAUACCGAUUCAGCUACAGAGAACGUUGUUCUUUUGGACAGACAACCCAGUGGGAGAAGCAGGCAGAUGAAUGGGGAAGGUAAGGGAAAUGAUCUUUUUUUCCACUCUGACUGGAGUAAACAGUCUAGAAAGAUCGGUAGUAGUAGUAGCAGCAGCAGCAGCAGCUGUAAGGAAACUGACUCAGAGAGAUUAGGAGGGGUUAACCCUUUAAAUGAUCCAUCUUUUAGAAAUUCAACGAGGGAAAGAACGGAUUAAAAAUUUUAUUAAGAGGCAUUGGAGUUAAGAGUAAGUAAAUAAGAUUAAGGAGGGGUUGUAUGUAAUAGUACUCUUUGUAGCUAGCUGGCUUUGUUUAAAGAAAGCAGCCAUCACCAUUUUGUCCAUUAUCUUAUCGAUUCUCUUGAUAAUAAAAGUAUUAUACAGAAAGACAUUGC